Messenger RNA from Dibothriocephalus latus, 127 nucleotides. The record is from the annotation of a GenBank genome assembly. Lineage: Eukaryota; Metazoa; Platyhelminthes; Cestoda; Diphyllobothriidea; Diphyllobothriidae.
GAGGCCGAUGAAGAAGAGGAGGAGGAUGAGGCCGAGAGUGAAAGGAUUUAUCGUCAGCGAGACACGGGCUUUCCGGAUGACACCAUGGACUUGGGCUCCUAGCCGUCUCUUCCCCAUGCGCUCAUAA